Messenger RNA from Saccoglossus kowalevskii, 1887 nucleotides. Its product is annotated as ralA-binding protein 1-like. Gene Ontology annotation, cellular component: membrane. Gene Ontology annotation, biological process: endocytosis; small GTPase-mediated signal transduction; positive regulation of GTPase activity. Lineage: Eukaryota; Metazoa; Hemichordata; Enteropneusta; Harrimaniidae. The record is from RefSeq and is a predicted model, not a curated record. Gene Ontology annotation, molecular function: small GTPase binding; GTPase activator activity.
AAAAUGGCGGUGCCCAGCUGGUAAUUUUAAUGAAUUCUUAUAUUUUUGUCAAUUAUUAUACUUUUCACCUACUUUGUUUGCCGUUUAUGAAAGUUUAUCGAUCUAGUUAUGAGCUUGGAUGAUGCAGGUGGAGCUGACUUCCCUGGGCUGCAGGACAGUGAAGGAAAAGAGAGUUAUAGUGACGAUUCUGACGAGGAACGUGAUUUCUUGAAAGUUAAGAAGCCAAAAGACAAGCAUAAAAAAGACAAAGGCUACAAAGCAUUUGCUCCUGAUGUGUCUGAUGAGGAGGAGGACAAGAGCCCAGCUAAAACAAAAAAGUCAAAAGGCAUCUUCAGAAGAGGUUUGGGAAAUAAGACUAAAGAGAAAGAAAGAGAAAAAGAUAGUAGAGCAAAGAAACGAGAAAAAGAAGAAAGCAAAGCUGAGAAGAAAGAGAAAGAACGGUUUAGUAAGUCUGACAGACGGGAAAGAGACAUUAAAUUAGAGAGGAAGGAGCGGGAAAAGGAAAGCAAAGCAGAAAAGAAAGACAAACAGAGAAAGAAAUCAUCUCAACAGUAUGUAGACGCAACUGAGGAGGUUUCAGUUGUGAAACCACCCAAAGCUGUAUUUGGUGUGCCCCUGUCUGUCUCUGUGGAUAGAAGUAAACUCUAUGAUGGAGUAGAGUUACCUGCAGUUGUCAGAGACUGUGUGGAUUUUGUUGAAAAUAAUGCUUUAACUACUGAGGGGAUAUACAGGUUAUCUGGAGUGAAGUCUCAGAUUGCUCAACUAAGACAGUGCUAUGACAAGGGACAAUCUGUCAACCUUGAAGACUAUGAUCCACAUGUGGUGGCGGGGCUAUUAAAACAAUAUUUACGAGAAAUUCCUGAACCUGUCUUAACACUUCCUCUGAUGCCAAAGUUUGAUGAAGUGGCAGCAUUACAAGAUGAAGCUCUGAAACUUGAAGGAUUUAAGCAGCUGUUAGGUCAACUACCUGUAUAUAAUAGAACGUUGUUAUCAUGGAUUAUUGUGCAUAUGACACAUAUUAUUGAGGAAGACAAUAAAAUGAGUUUACAGAAUGUCUCCAUUGUAAUAAGUCCCACUAUGCGUAUAAGUCACAGAAUACUGAAUGUUUUACUCAGUCACUCUACUGUAUUAUUCAAAGAUGUCAAUCUUAAAAGACCUGUGAAACCCUUGAGAUGGCAGGCAUCGCAUACAUCUCUAGAGUUACCGAGUGAUAGUGCAUUGACAUUAGAAGAGGAAAUGAGCCGACAGGAAGCUAUUUUAGCCAGUUACGAAACUGAGGAGAAACUGUGGGAAGUUCAAAGAAUAGUCACUACAUUAAAAAGAAAGAUACGUCAAAGUAAGAAACAACAAGAGGCCAAACUCACCAAAGUCAAAAUUGAAGAAGUGGAUGAGAAAGGUAAACAAGAGGAGAUUGUAAAAGAAGAAGUCGCUUCCAAUGAGGAAACACCAGAAAAAGAAGUAAAGAAACAAGAUGUUGAAGUGCCAGGAAGUGAACCAGAGAACAAAACUGAGAUUGAACCAGAGCAGGAGGAAGAGAGUAUUGAAUACCUGAUAGAAACAGAAUGUCAGUUGCUGGCAGAACAAGAAGAGAUGAUAAGUCUAGGAGAUGAACUUAGGAAACUGAUAAUAAAUGAAAGAAAUGAAGUUGAACGCCUGAAAAAUGAAAUCUUGGAAAUCAAGGAUGAGAGAGGGCACUCUUCAAACAGUUCUUAUAGUAGUACUUCAUCAGAAGAAUCAUCCGAUAGUGAAGAUGACAACGAAGAAGAGCUUCAAAGAAUUUUACAAGAUCUACUCCAGGAGAAUCAAGAUUUAGAUUGUAAAAACAAUGAGUUGUGUGUUGCAAUUCAUGAAGAACAAGAAGCAUGUAUGCGUCUGAGAGUCAAAUAA